GUAGUGUUCUGAAAGAACGAUGCAUUUUUUCAAUUACUUACUAGUAUUCUCGGCUUAUUUGUAUGGCAACCUAGAAGCAGCCACCUCCUCGAGAAAAAAAAUAAAGAACAGAGUAGAGGGUUGGGAAAAUGCUUCUUCAAAUGAGUCUUCUUUGAUUCCACUAGUUAAUCUUGGAGGAAAGAGUUACUAUUUUGGAAUAUAUUUUACGGCCACAUAUUUGGAAGCAGAUCAGUUUUGUAGAGACAUUAAUAUGGACUUGGUAAGAGUGCAGACUUCCGAAGAAAAUGACAAACUUUAUAAAUAUGUCCAAGAACAAACUAAGCAAGAUCACUUCUGGACUGCUGGUUCCAAGUUAUUGGACAAGAAAAACUGGAUUUGGAUGACCACUGGAGAGAUAAUAGACUACACCAAUUGGGGUAGUGGACAACCAGAUAACCCAAAUACUGAAUUGUGCCUUGAACUAUGGCUGUUUAAAGGCAAAGGGUUGUAUUUUAAUGACAGGGACUGCAACGUAAAGUUUCCUUUUAUUUGUGAAAAAAACAAGCAUCAGCAAAAUGGGUCUUCCCAUGGAAGUAAUUCCAACUGGCCAGCAGUUUUUCAAAAUCCAAGUGUGUCGCCAAAUAUUAACCUGCUACACUUUGAAGGGAAGAGUUACUACUUUGGAACGAACUUUAAGGCCACAUAUCUGCAAGCAUUUCAGUUCUGUGAAAUUAUUAACAUGAAACUAGUUUCAAUUACCUCAGACGCAGAAAAUAGUAGAAUACAUAAAUAUCUUCGAGAUACCGGUGUUGUAGACAGCUUUUGGUCGUCAGGUUCCAAAGCCAUCGACGGAAAAACUUGGGUUUGGCUGUCAUACGGGAUAAAAGUAGAAUACACACACUGGCUGUCUGGCCAACCAGAUAACGUGAACGAACAGUGCCUUGAACUCGUGCAAAAGAAAGAGGAGGGAUUAUUAUGGAACGAUUUAACUUGUACUAAUCUACUUUACUUUAUUUGUGAGAGGAACGAUCGCAUAAUACCUCUUUUACCACCAUUAGGACCUGGACCAGUUACUCAACCAACAGCUCCUGUUGCUUCGCAUACAACUACCGUUGAAGUUCAUCCGACUGCUCAAUAUCCAGAGAAUCCUUCGCUACCUAUAACGGUCGUAGGGGGAAAACCAUACCGGGUUAGCCAAAUUAGUGCAAGUCAAGGAAAUGCAUCCCAAAUAUGCGAACAGUACGGGAUGGAAUUAGUCAGCAUAGAAGACAAGAAGAAAAACGAUAUCGUCACCAACUUGAUUAAACAGUCUGGAAAAUCUGGUGCUGAAGACAAUUAUUGGACGUCCGCAAAUAAACAAUCUGAUGGCAAGUGGGUGUGGUGGGACAAUCAACUAGUAACUUACACCAACUGGGCCAAAGGCGAACCAAAUAAUGCAGACAAGCGUGAAUUUUGCCUGGAGCUGUAUCCUGAUGGCCAAUGGAAUGACUUAGCUUGUGAGCGUGAGUUCUACUUCAUCUGCGAAAGUCCCUUUAAGGAAAACUCUCAUCACUGUGCAUCACAGCCUGUCAUUAACGUAUACGUCAACAACAAUCAGUGUUCCAAUGCCAAGAACGCAACUGUCACUGAGGUAAAGAAAGUAGCUACUUCCAAAGAUGGGGAGGGGUACAACGUUGAGAUCAACAAUAACAUUGAAACUUGUCCCAAGGCAGUACCUCAUAAAUAAAUUAAACUUAAACACAUAAGCGUUUUUUUCAAAUUGUCUUGCUUCUUUGAUUUGUGCCGUUCGACUAAAACAAAGAAUUAUUCUUAAGUAUCGUCUUACUCUAAUCAUUUCUAUCUUUAUAUAUUUCAUAAGUAAUCGAUUUUCUUAAUAAGAAAAUUAUUUUGAGUUUGAAAAUAAACUAUAUGACAUAUUUUUUUCAACAUAAAUCUACUGUUUUCUAUAUAGUUCUUUCAGUUGAAGAACUUAGAAGCAAAACACAAUGAAUGACAGUUAUUUAUCUGAUGUGAACUUACCAUGGAUGUAAAUUAACAUAUUUAC
This is a messenger RNA of Anoplophora glabripennis (Asian longhorned beetle), 2023 nucleotides long. Its product is annotated as macrophage mannose receptor 1-like. Bases 20 to 1705 code for a protein of 561 amino acids. Gene Ontology annotation, molecular function: signaling receptor activity. The transcript has 10 exons. The record is from RefSeq and is a predicted model, not a curated record. NCBI's taxonomy places the organism in Eukaryota, Metazoa, Arthropoda, Insecta, Coleoptera, Cerambycidae.